UAUAGUCACGUGCUCUGAACUUCACCUCACUCACCUUCCUCUCAGAUCUUCUAUCUGCAGAUUACGUUUCAUACAAAAUUCGACGCCCUCAGUACCGAGGCCUUGAGAUUCAAAUAAAACAGAUCAUGUUUAAAUACAAAUGACUUACGCGUAUCCGAGCCGACAGUCGCAUGCUAUUCAAAUCCACAGAAUCCAUAGCAUCUCUCCAUAUCUGAUUGGGAUUCCAUUUUAAUAAAUGGAGAAAAGAAAAAAUCAUUGGACUUUGCCUUAGUUGCACUCAGAGCGCCAAUCCAGAACCUGCGAGGUCUUGUCAGCGAGACCGCAUACUACCUAUACGACAGUUUCAACAUCUUCUAUGAGCCAAUCAUAUAAGCCUUAUUGAGUUAAUCUGUCAAAGGGACAGGUUCAAAGUCCCAAAUGCAUACACAAAGUUGUGCCAUCCCACGCGCCCUUUAGGUUGCGUUCAGUUACCCUCUCCGACACGGGCUCAGAGACGUGUCUUUCCUCGAAGCCUGUUGCAUGAUAUGACUUGAUAGACAGGAUUAAGUGCCUAACAGAGUCUCGUCAGGGGAAACACUGUUAGCAACUACGAGCGCCGCAUCUGGUCAAGUCCUACUAUCUGCAUGGAUACGAGCCAGGAAUCGUCAUACUGAUACAAGGAGAAAGUUUGGCCAUGAAGUGCUAUGAUCCAUUAGGGGGUCUGUCUAUUCGCUGUGUGAGGUGUCAAGGCUCGCACUUUUUACCCUCUCACGAACGUCGGAUCCCGAGUCAUGUUAGCAAGAGCUUACCAGGGAGAUGGCCAAGCACCAAAUGUUCACCCGGCUCAAAAAUAUACAGCCUCUAUAUCCCUAGGGUCUCACCAACACCUAAGAAGUUUGGAAAUACCCUCGGAUUUGUUUUGUAGUCCAGCAUACGCUGUCUCGUGGAGGUCGCAAUGCUGUGCCUCAGGGGUUGAGCAUACUGCAAAACGGAAGAAAUUACUGACCUCAUUCUCAGAACUGUUACCUCAAGGAAAGCAGCCCUUUCGGCGCGUCCGUCUCCUGUGCAAUUAUGGAGUCAUAUUUCACGGUUCAAUACCACAAGGAUUCUCAGCUGAUAGUACACCGGCUGCUUCGGGGGGCCCAGAGCCGACAGAUUUGCCUGAUGCGACUCGAAAUCAAUGUUACAGCGAUGGACACAUUUGACAGCCAGCCUCAAUAUGCAGGUAGCGUUCUGAACCAAUGGCAAUCUCGCUAUGCGCUGUCAUGAGAAGUAUUGAUACGGAAAAGGAUUGACUUGGCAAAGCCUCUUCAGGCUCCGAGGGUUCACAAGGAUACCGCAGGGCUGCCGAGCCCAUCAGUAGAAGUUCUCGACAGAUGCGCUUUCCAUGUCAUCGUUAUAUUCUUCCCGCAGGCCUCGGACAUUGAGUCACGCAUGAUCAUGUUGAGUUGGCUUCUGUCCCACCAUUGGUCCUAGCCAUCUACAGUAUCAUUCAAACAUUCUAUCUUUAACACAGAGUAUAACUUGACGAGCACAACAUUAUUGCUCGAUUCGUUCCAAUUUCUACUCCACUGCCUUGCCCGAUGGAGGCAAGUCAAUGUGUUUGUAAAGUGUACUAUGGCUGGUGAUAUGAAGCCUGUGCGAAGGAUGGGAGGGAUAUCACAACGAUAGUGGCAAAUUCUAAUAUUAGCAAAGUUGUCGAGAACGAUAGCCGACAGGGCAACAGUGACCUACGGGAGCUUACUGCAGUCGCGAGAUUGCUGUCAUCAAUAUCCCUGU
Messenger RNA from Fusarium verticillioides 7600, 1758 nucleotides. RefSeq lists its product as hypothetical. Lineage: Eukaryota; Fungi; Ascomycota; Sordariomycetes; Hypocreales; Nectriaceae. The coding region runs from base 771 to 1184 and encodes 137 amino acids. The record is from RefSeq and is a predicted model, not a curated record. The transcript has 2 exons.